Theileria annulata is the source of this 7416-nucleotide messenger RNA. RefSeq lists its product as uncharacterized. Lineage: Eukaryota; Apicomplexa; Aconoidasida; Piroplasmida; Theileriidae. The transcript has a single exon. Gene Ontology annotation, cellular component: CCR4-NOT core complex; P-body. The coding region runs from base 1 to 7416 and encodes 2471 amino acids. Gene Ontology annotation, molecular function: molecular adaptor activity. The record is from RefSeq and is a predicted model, not a curated record. Gene Ontology annotation, biological process: nuclear-transcribed mRNA catabolic process, deadenylation-dependent decay.
AUGAGUAAAUUUGAUUCUCCCUCGGAAAAGGCAGGAGUGCCUCAGUCCGCAACCUUUUCCUCUGAAUCAUGUUUGGGUAAGUACACCCAAAUGAGAGACAGACUCAAGAAGCUUCUCUCACCCAAAAACUCAGACGACCUGUACGAGCUACUCUUGCUACUUAAGAACUCGCACCUGUUCGGCUCUGAGACAGUAACUAAAAUCGAUACCCUGUUUUCAGAAAUCGCAAUUUGUACACCAGAAGAUGAUCUCACCCACGUAGAGCUCGCAGACUGUUUCGUGUCAACGCUCCUGUCAUAUAUCGACGACGAAUAUUUUAUAGAUCUCCUGCAGAAUAUAAUUCUCCAUACCAGAAACAACUCACUCAUUUUGUCCUGCGAAAACAGACUCUUUGAGCUGGUUUUCGUACUCGGAAUGGACGUCACAGUGGACAAACUACGAAACCCGCUGGGAUUGGUGUACGUAAUCCUUAAGAGCUCAGUCUCAUUUAACUCCAAGUUUGUGAGUAACAGAGUAUCGCAGGACGAGUCUCGAAUAAAUGUGGGCUACCUGCUAACGAGUCAAAUCUACAACUCAAUGCUGUCGCCCUCAUCGCCAUACGCAUACAAUUUCAACAGUAAUUUUGAACAAAAUGAAGUUUACUCGUACAUUUCAAGCUUGAAACUGGAUAAUCGUAAUUUGAAGGAAUUUUUAAAUAAAGAAUGCUUCGGCAAAAUCUGCGAACAAAUUGUAUACUAUUGCGGAGACUUUGCUAAUAGCGUUAAGUUUUUGGAAAAUCUUGUUAAAAUAUGCAAGUUCAUACACUCGAAAGACGUAAGUGGAAGUAAAAAUUACAGAAGCUUAACUGUAUCCAUACUAACACAAAGAUUUACAAACCCAAUUUUCCAGGCUGAUUUAAUUUUAACAUUUUUAGAAAACAUGUAUCAUGAGCUACUUUCCCAGGAUUUUAAAGACUUUUACCAUUUCUCAAUAAAUUUCCCAAGUACUUUCGGCUUCAAUUUAAAAAACCCAUUCAACGCACAAUUCAAUGAUAAAGCUUCAACCGAAGGACAAUCGCAGUCGGACCACGAAAGCGAUGAAUACAAACAUGACGAAGAUUCAAGCUACGAUUACAGUGAAGAUAACAUGCUCAAAUCUGAUCUAUUUUUCAAUUUAUUCCCAGCAGCACAAGAGGAAGACCUCAUUGAGGUCUACUGGAUACUGGAAACUGAUAUCUUGUUUGCACUCUUCCACUCAAUGCGUAGCUCAGAUCACUCUGACAGGUUCUAUCCCCUAUUCCUAAGCCUACUAAAAGAAGCAAAAAACCCAUCGAUAUUCUCAAGAGCAAUAAUUUUUAAACUGGCACUCGUGUGGUCAGACUACAUGAAUGCAGGAAGAUGUAACUAUAACCCAAUUUCAUUGAAGAUCGUGACAAUGAACCAGGAUUUCUGGUUCCUUUUCCAACAAACACUUUGUACAAUAGUCCCCAAGUCAGUACUUUUGAACGAAGUAAAACAGUUCAAGGACGAUUUUAAGGAUAAAAGAUGUGAGUCGCUCUUUGAUUUUAUCCUGAAUAUCGCAAUUCACACAGAUUCAGACUGUUUCUUCAUCGUUCUGCUGGAAUUGCUGAGGUGUUUCGAGUACGACGUUGAUAUACUAAAGUACUCAGUACAGAUGUUCCAAUCAACAUUGCUGGAGUUUUUUAAGCACAACAGAGUUAGGUUCAGCAGAGGCCUACUAGAAAUAGUAUGCUUUUGCAGACAACACUUUGACUGGGGUUUCAUGACGAUGCUGGUGCACUCAAUUGACGCCCUCAUCACAGGAGAUUCAGACAAAUUCGCCAAAAUCUCACUCUCAGACGCAAUGAUCGACUACCUGUCAUGGAAACUACAGCUCGAAACUGAUAUCAACAGAAACUUACUUGACUCAGAUUCUAGCAUACUGUCACAACUGUCAGAUGCGGAAGAUCAAAGAGAACUCAGUAAUAAUGGCGAGGAACCAAGUAACCAAGAUGGUGAACUCAAUAAUGAAGAGGUUAGUGUGGUUAGAUUUCAGAUAUCGACGAAUAUAAUAGCCGAGAUGUUCUACAUACUGUAUCAUUUGACUGGCCCGAACGAAGUAUUGCUUCAGUUGUUCUUCAUGUAUAACCAGCACCUGAAGUCGCUGAGUAGUUAUAACAUACUGUUACUGCCAUUAUAUAGAGGAAUGGACCAUAGAAUUAAGAGAGGAUUACAAUUAGAAGAACAUGAGGAUCAGGUUCUUGAAGACCAAACACUUGAAGAAGAAGAUAAAGGACCAGAUUUAACAGUUCCAGGCCUGAGUAAGCUCGACUUUAUGGAUAAGACGCAGUUUGCACUUGGACCCAACAAGGAUAUUUACGGAUAUUUGUUGCUAAACGAAGACAGUGAACUGACGACAACACAUGUAGUCACACUAAUUUUCUCUGGAAAAAUGGCAAAAAAUGUUCUAAACGCAGUAAAGUUGCUUAAUUCAGAGGAUGGUGCAAGACCACAGCAGAUCCUUAACCUAAUUUUGAGAAAGUUCGUAAAUAAACUCCAACAGCUUUUUAUGGUAAACGUGAAUGAUAGCUUUUGUUUACACAUGUCAAAACCGUCAGCAGAGGAGGAACUUUUGAUCAAGAACCUGAGGAUCCUGUCUAGCUUUUUAUCAGGACUGAUUAGCCUGCACAUUAACAGUGAUCACAUCGACUCCAUCUACAUGAUUUUCAUGACGCUACUCGAGUGCCUGAGGUCAGAAACCGUUUUUCUAAUCGAGUUCUCAUUUCUGACAUUCAACAACAUCAAGAAUUUGUUCAGUUACCCUCACUUCACAAGAGAGUUUUUGUCAGACCCAAAAGUUACCAAGUUCUACCCUAACCUUGUAAAGAACUACAAGUCGAUUUCAUCAACAGACUCAGUAUCAGAAAUCGAAACUAAUCUCGACGAUAACAUUGCUAACGGUGUUGUAGACCACAUGGGAGAAGACGGAGUUGAUAAUGUUGAGGUAGGUCUCGAGGAAUUUGAUAAAUGCAUAAGAGAUAAGGGAGGAAUAGUGAUAAUUAAGGAGCCAGACUUGCCAUCAGCACCUGUUUCAGUUGGUGGCACGUCGGGAUUAGGAACGACACCAUCGCACAUGCCAAUCUCUUCAGUUCCAACACCAACGGGCCCGUUGCCAUCAGUAGGAUUUGAAGUUUUGUCAGGGAUUUGCUCUAACAUUGAUUAUAACGGGCCUAAGAUCUACCCACUAUUUUACCAUGAACAGUGCUUGAUGACGAUUCUGAAUGUUGGAAUUGACGAUUUUUUCAACACCCUGAAGCUUCAAAUUGAUGUUCCAGAAAACACAAACGACUCCGUUAACGCGUUUACAUUCUCAGGGCCACAGUUUGUACAGACAGUUGAAUCACUAGUGCAUAUGGGAAACCUAGACUGGCUAUUCUUUCUUGUACUCAGACACGCAGUGAUUAAAGGAGAAAGCAGUUUUACAGAGAUUACUAAUUUACUGCAGACUCUAGGGCCGAAGAUGUGUGACUACUUUGUGCGCUUCCUCUCGUUCUCAGUUAACCUGUUCCUUAAGUAUUUGAGGUCAUGUCGAGCACUUUUGGUAUAUAAGAAGAUUUUACUAGUUUGUGCAUCUCUAUUAGGCCACUUUACAAUCGCGAGAAAUAAGCCCCUGCUGACAAAACACUUGAACCUGAAACAACUCUUGUCAUUUUCAUACGAAAAGGGCAUGCUAUCAAUUGCAGUACCAUUUGUGUGCAGACUGAUGACGUACGUGGUCAAGAGUAAGAUCUUCAAGCUCCCAAACCCGUGGACCUUUUGCGUUCUCUCACUACUCAACGAAAUCAAAAAUGUCAAAAAUUUGAAACAAAUUCUGGUAUUGGAAAUAAGUAACCUCAUCGUAUUACUUAUGGCGCCCAAAAAUCAACAACAAACAAGCCCAAUCCAUACAUCACAAUCCACUUCAAACCUGUUUUCACUAUCAAGUGGGCCGACAAAAUCAGCGAGUAUGUACAACUUGCCGACUGGUGCAAGCCAGUCAGUGGUGCAAUCGCCAGCAAAUUUGAACAGCGUGAUGAAAUCGAACAUGGUUGGAGGAAACGCGAGCAUAGGGUCACACAUAAAGGAGCUUUUGAAGCACAGAGUGUUGGGUGAAUUUGACCAGAGUUGCAGAUUCAGUUCUAAUAUCUGGUCAAACUCUAAUGAAACGAAGCUUAACAUACCACCAAUCCAUAACGAUAUUAAGGUACUACUAAAGAGGAAAAUCAUCAUCAACUCAAAACUCAUCACAACAACUAAUCUGUCAAUCAAUAAUACAGUUGCAGUUAAUAAUAAUACAGGAGCACUUAAUAAUAACACGAUUGCACAUAACAAUACAGGAACAGUUAAUAACAAUAAUCUCCCAAUUAAUAAUAACAACUCAGUUAUGGUACCAAAGGAGAACCUGCAAAUGAGUCAGAAGGAAUCCGGCGUGAUAAAUUUGGUAAUGAGUAUGGACUUGUACAAGUUGAUUUUGAACGCGAUAGAGAGUUGUUAUAGAGAGAGUAUAUUUAUAAUAGAGAAAAUUGUGCCGAUUUGUGUAUCAACGUGCGGAGUUUUGUCGAAGAUCGACUUCUCAACAGAUACGUCAAUUGAUACCCUGAAAAGGUGCCUAACGUCAAUGACGACAGGACUCAGCACAAGCCUGGUGAACGUGUUGUGUAAAGAAGUUCUACUCUCAAUACUAUCAUAUGAGAUAUACCAAUCACUUCUAAACCAUUAUACGCAAGUAACAAGCGGAAAUCUUAACACGGUAAAUAUGGGUGAAACAUGUCCAAUAUUUGAUUGCAUAUGGCUGGAGUACAUAUCACAGAUAUUGGCGAGGGAUAAUCUGGCAUUGGUAUGUGCAUUGGUAGAGCAGUUGACGUUGGAAUUGAUGGGAAGGUCGUUGGACGAGAUGAUUUCAAGUUGGCCAACUAGUUCGACAAGUUCAAGCAGUAUUUCAAGUAUUUUGUAUAACCAAUUUCUGAGCACCUUGCAUACGAAUAAUAAUAACUCAGGCUAUUACGUAAACACGGCCAAUUUAAGGAAUACGGAUGACCUAUCACUUUUGUAUAAAAAGUAUUUGACGUUGGUACCUUCAUCUAUAGCGAGAGUUGAAAGGACAGAAAAGAGACCAGGACUCAGAUUCCCAGACUUCUUUAUAGUGCCACCAAUUGAAAGCAUACCAACCAAUUUGGUAAUUUGUAAGUUUGAAGAGUUUGAACAACGCCUGAAAGAGUCAGCCAAGUAUCUGCUAAUGUACCCGCCCAUUGUUCCUAUGGCAAAUUGUAAAUUUUUGUACAAGUGCGAAUCGUCAUCAUUACUGUUGUUGAGUUUUCUCCCGAAAAAUCACCAAAUAUUCACGCUGCUGUGGAGUAUCCACUACAUCGUGGUGAAGGCAACUAACAUCACAGAGUGCUACGAAAUGAUUUUGAAUAGGGUUGUGAAGAAUUUGGUUGACUCGAAAGCGGUUUCAAUUCCGUCCCUAGUAAAUGAAGUUGAACUGACACUGCUUGAAAUGCUGUGCGUAGAUAAUGCUAACCUGGUCAACAUAACAACUGCACUACUGCCAAACCUGACCUUCAACAAGCUGGUACUGUUCCUAAGAUUCAAACUGAUCAAAAUACCAGCCUUGGAUAUUUAUUUGUGCAACUCAGGGGACCUCGAGUUUGUAACUAAAAUGGUCUACAGACUAAUUGUAGAUUCAAAUUACAUUACUCUCAAGGAAUUGCCAUUGUCACUGAAGUUCCUCAGCAAAUUUGAUAAAAACACACUCAUACACUCGGUAGGAGAACCCACCAAACUCAAUAUCAUACUAUCCAAACUGUUCAACCAACCUAUUCCGAACACAGGUAAUAUUAAUAACAUGAGCAGUAAUAAUACAAUGGCUAACAAUACAGGUAUGACAAUGGAUAGAUUGAUAAGUUUGAGAUUACUAUUUAUGAACAGAGUGUAUAUAAGGAAUAGAUGUGUAGUACAAACAGAAGUAAGUAAAAAGCACAUUAAUAUGUUUAUGGAGUUUUUGAACUGUGAGUCCGAUUCCGAUGUGGACUUGUUUUUCAUUAACUUUAAUGAAAACCCAAUUGACCACUUCAUAACAUCAGCACUUCUCCUGACUCUUUUUAUUUCAUACCAAUCCCAACAGUUUGAAACUGUGGAAAGAGUUGAAAAAAUGGAUCACAAGAGGUUAAUGAAGUUUGAUGGUAUACCACGCGUAACUUAUGGUAGUCCUAAUUUGGAGUAUGUACCAGCGUUUUGUAAGUUGGUGAAUGGUUUCAUUCAAACCGACGUCUUUAUACUUCAGAAGGUAUUGCACAUAUUAUUGUCAGUGCUGUAUAAGAAUUGCUGCUUCCCAGUCUUCUUCAAGGUGAUUCAGAACUUCAUUUUUAAUACAAAUUACACGUUUUCCGCGCACGUCUCAAUUUCACACUUUCUUCUCUACUGCAACCCAACUGAAAUGACGAGUUUUGCACCAUUCUGGGUCCAACUUGCCACUAGUAAGCAGCUGAUACAGUCACUAAUUCAGUCACCAGUUGAGUGGUACACUUUAUCACAACUUAUCAAGUACACACUGAUCUAUUACACGACAGCAAUAUCACAGAGAACAACUCAGAAAGAUGGCAAGGAUACUGUAAUUGACACUCUUCUGGACAACAUACUUAACAUUCUGCUGUAUUUGUUACAGAUUUGCCCAGAGUUCAUUUGCGGCUAUUACUUAUCAUUCUGUGAAGUCACUUCGUCGGUUAGGUUUAGGAACAUCUUCACAUUCAGCACGCCCAAGAAUGUAAAGUGCUCUAACCCUGCAACUGCUACUGAGAUCUCAGAAACAUCACCACUCUCAUUCGUCAACCACAUCCAGUACAUUAUACAGAAGCCAACACUAAAGGGCUUGACUGAUACUUUUAUAGCUGAACCUUCUGACAGACUAGUUCCUAUGAUACUGAAGGAAUUGCAGUCUGAAGGUAUACUCAUAUACUACACACUAUAUUUGGGGUAUACUUUACCCCUUCUCAUUAGUAAAAUUGGUCUCACCAAUGCUAAUACAAGUCCAGGAUCUGACUGUAAUCCCAACAGUGUCAUAUCCAUGAGGGUCAUAAAUUGUUAUUUACUUUUGGAGAAAUUGGUGGUUCAAUCUAAGUCCAAGUUACUGGUCAGUUCAAUGCUUCUUCACGCUAGGUAUCCUAACCUCGUCACCAUCAGGUUCAUUUCAAUUUUCAAGAAUCUUUUCGAGAGGGCUGAAAACGUUCAGGAGCUCAUUAUCACUUGUAUUCUUGAGCGUUUGUUGGUUAAACCUCAUCCUUGGGGUGUUGUUCAUCUGCUCUUCCAGCUCGUCAAGUUUAAAAAGUUCUGGAACUUCAUUCAACACAACAAACACUUUGAGGAACAGCUAAAAAAGAUUAAAACACUCUAUAUGUCAUGA